Molecule: messenger RNA, 927 nt
Organism: Sclerotinia borealis F-4128
Lineage: Eukaryota; Fungi; Ascomycota; Leotiomycetes; Helotiales; Sclerotiniaceae
Source: the annotation of a GenBank genome assembly
AUGUCCGAAAUCAGCGGGCUUCCACCUGCAGAAACCUCCCCCACAUCCGCUAUCCCUCUCCCCAUCUCCAUCCCCACACCUUCUCCCCCACAACUUCCCACACCGCAGGCCUUACAAAGCUGGCUCCCCUUAUAUCUAUCCAAAACCGACAGCGUCCUCACGCAUCUCUCAAAACUGCUCAGUACCCCCUCCGGCAUCGAUGUUCUCCUCUGCACCAUCGGCUAUAGUUCCCUCCUAACCUCCAAUCUCCUCUCCCGCCUCUCCCUCCAUCAAAUCCGCCAAACCGCUCGUCUCCUCAUUGAAAAAGCCAUUUCGCUUCCCCCAAAUACCACCAUCUUUCUAUCAUCCUCGACGCUCCCCAUACCCAGUUCUCAAUUAUUAGUACUGGCUGGAAGGUUCAAGGCACUAAGUGCAUUGAUAUCGGAUUUUAGAACAUUUGGGCGUCUUUGGGGGUUAUUGGCAAUUUACAAAUGGGGAAAAGCUACGUGGAAUAGUCCGCCUGAAGAUGCAUUGAUUAGGAAGAUUGUACAAAUCCAAGUGAUGGCGAAUUUAUGCUAUCAGGUUCUGGAAAAUGGCGCAUAUCUCAGCUCGAAAAAUAUACUUUCAUGGGACAAAGCCAAGCAAGCGAAAGCAGGAAUAUGGAGUGUGAGAUGUUGGAUGCUACAUGUAGGGCUUGAUAUUGUAAAGUUGGGAAUAGAAUAUGGUAGAAGGGAUAAAAAGACGGCGGAGAAGGAGGGCGAGAAGGAGAAGGAACAUAGGGAGUGGAUGGAGAGGUGGAGGAAAAGUUUGAUUGUUAAUUUGGCGUAUGCGCCAUUAACAGUGCAUUGGAGCUUGGAGAAAGGUCUGGUGACGGAAUUUUGGGUGGGAUUGUUGGGGACUGUGGCCGGAGGGACUAGUUUGAGAUAUUUAUGGAGGAAUACUGCGUAG